Messenger RNA from Acanthosepion pharaonis, 606 nucleotides. The record is from the annotation of a GenBank genome assembly. Lineage: Eukaryota; Metazoa; Mollusca; Cephalopoda; Sepiida; Sepiidae.
AUGUAUCUAUCUAUCUAUCUCAGGCCUUUUAAUAUCUAUCUGUCUAUCUAUCUAUCUGAUUCUUUAAUAUUCAUCUAUCUAUCUAUCUAUCUAUGUAUCUAUCUAUCUAUCUAUCUCAUCCUUUUAAAUAUAUCUGUCUAUCUAUCUGUGUCAGUCCUUUUAAUAUCUAUCUCUCUGUCUCCUUUUAAUAUCUAUCUGUCUAUGGAUCUAUCUAUUCCUUUUAAUAUCUAUCUAUCUAUCUAUCUAUCUAUCUAUUUGAACCUUUUAAUUUAUCUAUCUAUCUAUCUAUCUAUCUAUCUAUCUAUCUAUCUAUCUAUCUAUCUCGGUCCUUUUAAUAACUAUUUGUCUAUCUAUCUAUCUGUCUAUCGCAGUCCUUUUAAUAUCUAUCUAUCUAUCUAUCUAUCUAUCUAUCUAUCUAUCUAUCUAUCUAUCUAUAUCUAUUUAUCUAUCUAUCUAUCUAUCUAUCUAUCUAUCUAUCUGAGUCCUUUUAAUAUCUGUCUAUCUAACUAUCUAUCAUUCUAUCUAAGUCCAUUUAAUAUCUAUAUAUCUAUGUAUCUGAGUCCUUUUAAUAUCUAUCUAUUUAUCUAUCUAUCUGAGAUCUUUUAA